Pseudomassariella vexata is the source of this 1109-nucleotide messenger RNA. RefSeq lists its product as uncharacterized. Lineage: Eukaryota; Fungi; Ascomycota; Sordariomycetes; Amphisphaeriales; Pseudomassariaceae. The transcript has 3 exons. The record is from RefSeq and is a predicted model, not a curated record. The annotation marks the transcript as partial.
GCUUGUUUCGUGACUGCAAGCUCAACAUUGACGGAGACACCCAAGCCCUUUGUGGUUGUUUCCUAACAAUCCGCGAGUUCAUGCUCAACUAUACUACAAAUGUAGUAUCUACCAGGACCACAAUCAACUCAUAAUUUACCAUACUUACGACCUCACCAAGACAAGCCACACGACCGUGAAUACCAACAGCGGAUAGUAGCGUCUACCUCAAGCAAGCAAGCAGACAUUUCUAUGUCGCAGAGAGGUUAACCUCCGAAGUCCAUGGCGUACUACGUCGACCACCCAGGCCAAGAGCCUGCAUCCAUAUCCCUAAACGAGGCGGGGCUCCUGCGUCCCCGGCCCCGACCCCGACAGCCACAAUGGCUGACAGAAUUUGCAUACCAUCCCGACUCCUACAUCCGACCCGACUACGUUAAACCCGACCCAAGCAUGUUGCCUAACCCCCGCCUCAACUCCGGUGAGCAACUCAGCGAACAGAAGCCCUGCGCGCGGAUGGCCGAGUACACCGAGCUCCUCUCAAAGCGCGCAUGGCGAAUGACAAAAGAGAAGGCAUGCGAGCUCUUCGAUUUGCUAUCCGCGGACGAAAAGAGGAAUCUUGGGUACGGGCUGUACCAAAACCCGCUGGAGCGGCGCAACUGGCCGGCCGAGUUGAAGCGGUGCAAAUGCUGCCAGCAUAAUGACUUUCACGGGGUUGAAAACGAGGUGUACUGCUACCAUUGCCACGCUAAUGGGCGGUUGCAUUGCCGAGAGUGUAUGCAGUACAUCAGACCGGAUCGUGGGGAUAGGGGUGCAUCGUCAGAUGCUAGUUCUUCGAUUGGGUUUGCCAGUUCGAGUAGCUAUCAUAAAGAUGGCUUAUCGAGCGACGCUAUUCGGGCAUGUAUUCCGUUUCGCAGUAGUACUGAUGUGAAGUUUGAACGCGGAGUGUCUCCUUCCUCCACUGCGCAGAAGCAGCAACAAGACCACGCUCCUUGGGCGGAAGAAAUAUGGUUGUUGGUAUGGAUCACCAUUUGGAUGCUUUGCUGUUGCUGGACUGGUUUUCUUUGAAAGCGAUUAGGUAAGGGAAAUGAGAUUAAUGGUUGGUCAUACAUGAGUGUGUAAUAAAGGUCGUG